AUGCUCAGCAAGACGCGCGCCGAGGAGGGCGGCAUCAAGACCGUCACCCUCGCCCGCGGCACCUACAGCGGCCUGAGCCCCCCCGGGCCCGCCGCCCUGUCCAGCGGCCGCACCUCGGCCCGCUCGAGCAUGCCGCCGACGUGCUCCCCCGAGGCGCGCGAGAGGAGCGACCCCCUGCGCCUGCUGGGCUCCGUCGGCAUCGUCGAGCUGCUGGAGCAGGACACGCGCCCGACCUUCAUCGUCGACAUGGACGACUUCACAAAUUAUGCCCCCGAGUCGCCGGGCCUGCAGAUCCUCUUCGCCAACAACGCCCUGCGCUCGAGCCCCGCCAUCUGGGACACCGUCACGGGGAAGCCGCCAGACGACGCCGUCGACGACGCCCUGGCACGUGCUACGGACCAGUUCCGCGGCUGGCUGCUGAGCACCGUGCUGCAGGGUGACCUUGUGCACGCCAACCCCGCGCCCGUCGAGCACGGUGGCCUGGUGUGGUCGUGCUAUACCCUGCGAAAGCGUCUCCGCGUGUGCUGCGCCGACGCCCAGUCCCAUGCUGCAGGCGUCCCAUCCACAAGCGCGUCCAACGACUUCGCCAUACCCUCGAGCUCGUCACUCGCCCUCGCUUCCGCCAACACCAUGGACACGACGCUUUCUGCGCAGAGAAGCGAGCCGCAGGACUACUUUGGUAGCACCAGUACUAGCUCCGUGCCUUCUGUUGCAGAAGUCCAACCCACGCCUCCAACCGCUCAAUCUCAGCACACCGCCGAGCAAACCACCAAUACAUCCAGCAAUGCCAGCGCCCUCGGCAUCUUCAACAAACCUUCCAGUUUAAAUGUCUUGUCAGUCGAAGAAUCACUAUCCUUUACCAAUGAGUGCGUGCUCAGUGCUCACGCUGCUGGCGACAUUGACUCUUUUCACAGAGAAGCGAACACCACCAGCCUAGAUCACGACAUGGGUUUCUUCGAUUGGACCCGCCUAUCCUUGUCGCCCUCUUUGCCUCCUCACAUCCAAUUCGCACGCUCAGUCGACUGGGCUUCGACGCCGCUAGGUCCCAUUGAAUUCUGGUCAAACGACCUUCGCGCCAUGUGUAACCUGAUUAUGGCGAGUCCGCACCCUGCGGCCAUGUACUGGGGUGAAGAGCUAGUUGCUAUCUACAACGAGGCCUACAUUGGACUUGCGGGCCAGAAGCAUCCCACCCUCAUGGGACAGAGCUACAAAGUGGCUUGGGCAGAGAUCUGGGACGACGUCAAGGACGUCUUUGCAAACGCCCGCAUCACCGGGCAGGCCACGAUGAAAGACGACGAUUGUUUGUUCAUGAAGAGAAACGGAUUUCUUGAAGAAACGUAUUUUUCAUGGUCCAUCAUUCCCAUGGUGGGAGAGGAUGGUACCGUAAUGGGACUGUACAAUCCUGCUUUCGAGAAGACGAGGAGGAAGAUUGCCGAACGCCGGAUGCUUACCCUUCGAGAAGUCGGCGAACGGACAGCUACUGCUCGAGAUGUCAAAAGCUUUUGGGAGCAGGUUCUGCUAGCAUUGACGGAAAACGAAUUCGACACUCCAUUCGUCAUGCUGUAUUCUGUAUGCGACGAAAAUGACAGUGACGCGUCCUCUUUGCACUCUAGCAGUUUGAUUGGAGCAAAGCACUGUUACUUGGAAGGGUCGCUGGGAGUUCCCAUGGGCCACGAGGCUGCCCCUGAGAUGAUUGAUUUGAAAGAAGGACAAGAAGGCUUUGGACCUGUUUUCCGCGAGGUGAUGAAGACGGACAAACCGGCCGUCGUAGGCAUCGGGACUGCAGAUCUCCCGCAAGACAUGAUGGAAGAUCUCGAGUGGCGGGGCUUCGGAGAUGCUUGUCGGGACGUGGUCAUUUGCCCCAUCCACCCAACCACAGGCGAAACAAUACUAGGUUUCCUCGUAAUGGGCGUUAAUCCGCGACGGCCGUACGACGACGACUACAAUCUGUUCAUUCAACUUCUGAGUCGACAGCUCGGCACAUCUUUGGCCUCGGUCGUUCUUUUCGAGGAGGAGAUUCGGAGGGGCCAGAAGGCAGCCAAGCUAGCGGCGGAGGACAGAUUCAACCUUUCGGAGCAGCUUGCCGCCCGCACGCAAGAAGCUAGAGAGAGUGAGACCAGGUUCACUAGAAUGGCUGAAUACUCCCCAGCUGGUCUCUUCAUUGCGGACCACGUUGGAAGGAUAACCUAUUGCAACGACACCUGGUUCGAGAUAUCGCGUGUCCCCAAAGAGCAAGAGAAGACAGAUCGAUGGGUUGACUACGUCAAAGAGGAGGACCAAAACCUUAUCUUGGAGCACUGGAAACGGCUCGUGGACAAUGCCACACCCAUCAAUAUCGAAUUCAGAUUCAAGGCCAGUUUUGAGUUUCGAUUGGAAGACCGAAACCGCAAUAUCUCAGAUACGUGGGUCCUCUUCAGCGCAUUUCCCGAAAAGGACGAAGACGGGCAGCUCAAGAGCGUGUUUGGGAGCAUCACCAAUAUUAGUCCACAGAAGUGGGCAGAGGGAUUCCAAAAGAGAAAGAUGGAGGAAGCCGUGGAGCUCAAGCGGCAGCAAGAGAAUUUUAUCGACAUCACGAGUCACGAGAUGCGCAACCCUCUAAGCGCAAUUUUGCAGUGCGCCGACGAGAUAUCCACCAUUCUAAGCGAUUUCAGAUCUUCCGGGUCUGAGAUCGUUGAUCAGAGUGUCAUAACCGACUCUAUCGACGCAGCCCAGACUAUCGCGCUGUGCGCACAGCAUCAGAAGCGGAUCGUGGAUGAUGUUCUCACGCUGUCAAAAAUCGACAGCGCGAUGCUCAUGGUUACCCCGGUAGACGCACAGCCCUUGCAGGUAGUCCAGCGUGCUUUGAAGAUGUUCGAAGGCGAAGUGCAGACGGCCGGCAUCCAGAUGGAAUUUAUCAUCGCUGAUACGUUCAAAGAGCUUAAGGUGGACUGGGUGAAGAUUGAUCCGUCCCGCGUGCUCCAGGUUCUGAUCAACUUGACGACCAACGCUAUCAAAUUCACCACAACCGAGGAGACGCGAAUCAUCAAGGUCAUCCUAGCCGCGUCACGCAAACGACCCUCCGCCACCAGAACCCCCUGUGUCAGCUACUUCCCCAUGCGAUCGAGGCGGAUAGACCAAACACUCGGUCCCGAUUGGGGUGAGGGUGACGAGAUCUUCCUGGAAUUCGCCGUGCAAGACACGGGUCGAGGGCUCACGCCAGAGGAAAAGAAAGUCCUCUUCCAACGCUUCUCCCAGGCCAGUCCCCGCACACACGUACAAUACGGCGGCUCAGGCCUUGGUCUGUUCAUCUCGCGAGAACUGACGGAGCUGCAAGGCGGCGAGAUAGGAGUCUCGUCCGAAGCAGGAAAGGGAAGCACGUUUGCCUUUUACGUCAAAUGCCGACGAAGCAGCGAGCCAACCGAAGUCAUCGAAAGCAUACCCGCCGUAUCGCUAACACGCAAAUCCUCAAACGCAAAGGAAAAAGGCAGAAUCGACGCUCCGAAAAUCAAAGACUUUGGCGCCGCUCCCGCAAAGAUGCCCGGCAGGAAAAAACCAAAGAAAAUAGACCUCCACAUCCUCAUCGUAGAGGACAAUCUCGUCAACCAAAAAGUCCUCCAACGCCAACUCCACAACCACGGCUUCACAACCCAAGUCGCCAACCACGGCGGCGAAGCCCUCGAGCGCCUAAAAGCAUCCACAUACUGGAAAGACGCCGCCCCCAACGCAACGCAAAUCAGCGUCGUCCUCAUGGACAAGGAAAUGCCCGUCAUGGACGGCCUGCAAUGCACGAACAAGAUCCGCGAGCUGGAGAGUAAGGGUAUGCUUAGGGCCCAUGUGCCGAUUAUUGCUGUCACGGCGAAUGCGCGGAGUGAGCAGAUUGCUACGCUGUUGGGCGCGGGGAUGGACGAUGUUGUUUCGAAGCCGUUUCGUAUUGGAGAACUUAUACCGAAGAUUGAGGAGUUGGCUAGUAAACAUCGCGAUGCGUCGAAUGAUCCGCCGAAUCUGGCGGCUAUUCGGAGGGAGACUGUGGCUUGA
Messenger RNA from Dothidotthia symphoricarpi CBS 119687, 4014 nucleotides. RefSeq lists its product as uncharacterized. NCBI's taxonomy places the organism in Eukaryota, Fungi, Ascomycota, Dothideomycetes, Pleosporales, Dothidotthiaceae. Bases 1 to 4014 code for a protein of 1337 amino acids. The record is from RefSeq and is a predicted model, not a curated record. Gene Ontology annotation, biological process: phosphorelay signal transduction system; phosphorylation. Gene Ontology annotation, molecular function: phosphorelay sensor kinase activity. The transcript is spliced from 7 exons.